GUGCAGCCCGGGGCGCGCUGGGGUCCUCGGGCCCGGCCAGCUCGGCCAGGCGCCGCGAUGGAGGAGCCGCAGCGCGCCCGCUCGCACACCGUCAACACCACCACCAGCUCCUUCGCCGAGAACUUCUCCACCACCAGCAGCAGCUUCGCCUACGACCGCGAGUUCCUCCGCACGCUGCCGGGGCUCCUCAUCGUGGCCGAGAUCGUGCUGGGAUUGCUGGUAUGGACACUUAUUGCUGGAACUGAGUACUUCCGGGUCCCUGCAUUUGGCUGGGUCAUGUUUGUAGCUGUGUUUUAUUGGGUCCUCACCGUCUUCUUCCUCAUCAUCUACAUAACAAUGACCUACACGCGGAUUCCCCAGGUGCCCUGGACAACAGUGGGCCUGUGCUUUAACGGCAGUGCCUUCGUUUUAUACCUCUCGGCCGCUGUGGUGGAUGCUACUUCUGUCUCCUCAGAGAGGGACAGUCACAACUUCAACAGCUGGGCUGCCUCAUCGUUCUUUGCCUUCCUGGUCACCAUCUGCUACGCUGGAAACACAUAUUUCAGUUUUAUAGCGUGGAGAUCCAGGACCAUCCAAUGAUUUACCAUUGUGAUAAUUAAAAGGAAAAAAGCAGGAAGAAUUUCACUGUAAAAAUAGCUGUAGGUAUAAUGUAUAUUUCCAGACAAUUGUAUUUAACUAAUGUUUUUAUAUACUUAGUUAAAUUGGCUCACAGUGGUUUGUUACAAUUAAACAAUACUUAUUUGCAAAGUGUUAUAACUUGUGAUGAACUUUUU
Messenger RNA from Chinchilla lanigera (long-tailed chinchilla), 773 nucleotides. RefSeq names its product CKLF-like MARVEL transmembrane domain containing 8 (gene Cmtm8). Gene Ontology annotation, biological process: myelination. Gene Ontology annotation, cellular component: membrane. NCBI's taxonomy places the organism in Eukaryota, Metazoa, Chordata, Mammalia, Rodentia, Chinchillidae. Gene Ontology annotation, molecular function: structural constituent of myelin sheath. The record is from RefSeq and is a predicted model, not a curated record.